AUUUGGAGAAUUUGUAUUUUUCAUUGAGGUAUUUUUAGUAUUUUCCUACGGGCUUCGCCUUUUAUUCUGAUAAUUAGGUGGAUGUUUGUCAAGUUUGUUUAUAAAUAGGGCGUUCAAUUUCAAAGCCUUCGAACUACAGAAUACUUCCAUUCUGGAUUCCCAAAAGAGGACAUACCUAGACAUCUACAAGAUGGACCUCGCAGAGACGAUGAAGAACGUUUUGGCUAAAAGCACAGGAAGCACAAAUACCACAGCUAGCAGCUCCAGCACAAGCAAUCCACAUGGAGCCGAGGGCUACGUGACGGAAAAGCUGUAUAUGCUCCUCCAGCUGUACCUGCAGAAUAAGGGCUGGAGCGCCAACAUAGACCUUUUGCAGUGCUUUAGCGACUUGAAAGACUCCUCAAUGCUUCCUAGCGCUGCAUACUUACAAAUGAUGGCCUCAAGGGUAGGCCUCGAUGCACAAGGAAGGUUAAUCUAUAGGGAGAAUGGAAAAAUUAUCUUGCCAUAUGAACAUUUUGCAAAUGCCGUUAUGUUAAAGCACAUGAACGGUCCCCACGGCCUGCAUCUCGGAUUAGAAGCAACCGUGAGAGCUGUUGUGGAAUCCUACACAAUAGGCCGAGAACAGUUUGGGAUGGAGAAAGAAUUUAUCAUAGAAGUUGUACAAAACUGUCCCAACCCAGCGUGUCGCUAUUAUAAAAACCAAUUAGAAAUGACACAGAAAUCAAUCCAACAACAUUUAUCACAACAACCCACAUAUAUUCCAGAUGCGGGUGCAUCAAAUCUGUCUGACAGUCAGGCAGUGGAGCGGCUGCUGCGUGGCACAGCGCUGCCACAGGACUAUCAGCUGCCGCUGGCCCCCCAUCUGGCAGCCCUCAGUGAGUUGCUAACAAACCUGGCCGGAGAGAAGUCAGACCGUCGCUCCGGUGACAAGCUGUCCCAGCAUCAGCAGAUGCUUCUGCACCAGAACCGCUCGCUGCACGACAAGUACAGCCACCAGCGGUCAUCGGGGUCUUCGGGCUCCAGUGACAAGAACAAACAUCAUUACACUGAUGAGCACAAGCUUACCGAUUUUCUAAGGGCGAAUCUCGAGUCACUAGAGUCCCUCUCUGGGGGCGGGGGCGGUGGCGUGACGCGGGCGGAAGGCGGCCAGGAGCGAGUCGUGCGCGCGUUCGGUGAACUAGCCCGCAACCUGCAGCGCAUGCGGCCCUGCGUGCGUCCCGCCAUGUGCAAGCCCUACGGCAAGCAGAGCGAGCAGCUGCAGAAGAUUCUGCUGGACACGAUACAGCUGGUGCAGUCGCUGCGCAGCUACCUGCCGCCGCCGCACAUACAGGUCACAUCGUGGAAGAACGACGAUAAGCUACGGUCAAACAGUAUGGAUGAGCUAGAGAGCCGCAAGAUCGUCAGCGGCAAUUAGCGCGCGCGGGGACGUAGCGCUGCGUACAGUACGCAUAGUUACGCGUGUAUACUACGCACAGUACGUACGUAAACUUCGCUGGUAUCAUUUUCUAUAUAAAAGUACCUAUUUUAUAUAUUCUAUUACAUAGUAAGCUUGUAUUUCUAUUAACGUUCUGUUAUAUUUUAUUUUCAAGUA
Aricia agestis (brown argus) is the source of this 1591-nucleotide messenger RNA. RefSeq lists its product as uncharacterized. The record is from RefSeq and is a predicted model, not a curated record. The transcript is spliced from 9 exons. Bases 191 to 1414 code for a protein of 407 amino acids. NCBI's taxonomy places the organism in Eukaryota, Metazoa, Arthropoda, Insecta, Lepidoptera, Lycaenidae.